AUGAAGACCUCAUCCAUCGCCCUCACCCUUGCAGCAGCUGCCGUUACGAGCGCACAGGAUCCGUUCUACAACAUCAGCUCUGCACCAUUCUUCCUAGUCGUCACAUCCGAAGACGGAAAGGUCAAUGACACGCUAAGCGCCUGUCACGUCGGUGCAGCCAUCGAAUCACUCUGCCUCAGCAACGCUGGCGUAGGAGACAGCCCAGAACCCCUCGACGGCGCACAAUUUCAAUUCAACACAUCUGUCUACUCUCAAGCACCAGAGGACGGCUUCGGCCUACCAGGCAUCUUGACCUGGUGGUUGAACACCACCACCCUCGACAUUCCCUCAUCAGCGGCUUUCAACCUCGACCCAACUUCCAACCUUGCAGGCAUCACUCUCAGCCCCGGAAGCGGAAGCGAUACGACUAUGCUAGCUUUCGACUCUCAGGACGAACUCACGUAUCAGGGCUACGUCCGCGGCGAGAACAACACAGGCAACUACCAGGAAUUCUACCGCUGGUUUGCUUGCGACACGGACUAUGCCAGCUACAGGUACAACAACCUGGCAUGGGGAUUGGGUGCGGGCAAGCCAGACAACCCAACCUGUGUCUCGGUCAACGUGACGAGGACCUUCGGCACCCAAGGCAUCCUCUCCUGGACCAUCCCCUACGACCCCUACCCCAUCGACCUCUCCGUGCUCCUCCAACCCCAAGACAUCGUCCCCUUAUCCAUCGCCCAGCUCGCCAUGACCUACAGUGGCGACGGCAGCCUCUCCUUCGACAACAACGACAUACUCAACUUCCAGAAUCCGAUUACCUGGGGGGCGGAAAAACCUGAAAUGGGGGAGUGGACGGGCUAUUAUCGCUGGUGGUCUUCUCCCUCCUCCACGUCAGAUACGCCUAUACCUACCAGUUCUACUGAAACGAUCAUCGAUGUCUCCAGUACCUUUACGAGCACUUACUCCGCCGACUUCUCGAGCGGUCUCCCGGGCAUUGUCCUGAGCACAUUCACAUCCGGACGGCAGAACGCCACCGCUACCUCGUCGACGACAACACAAGAGUUCGAGACCCAGAAACCCAACGAGACCUCCGCUAUACGCCUCUGCCAUACCUCCUGUAACCUGCUCGACGUGGGUACCCUCGAAUCAUACCUCGCAACAGUCAAAGGUUGGCUCGACCAAAACCCGUUCGAAGUCAUUGCCAUCAUGAUGGGCAACAACAACGGCCAGGACACUCGAAACCCAGCGACAGACUAUAUCGCACCUUUCCAAAACUCGGGAAUAAUGGAAUACAUAUGGACACCACCUUCGGCUAGUCUGAAUCUGACGGACUGGCCCACAUUGGCCGAGAUGAUUAUUAGGAAUAAGCGUGUCGUGGUGAUCUUGGACUAUGGCGCAGACCAGGAACAAGUCCCGUGGCUGCUCAGCGAAUUCAACUAUCAAUGGCAAACACCCUUCUCACCCACCGAUCCCGCAUUCCCAUGCACGGAGCAACGACCCCCGAACCAGCCAGAAGAAGUCUCACGCGAGCGCAUGUACGUGAUGAACCACAACCUGAACAUCGAAGUCAGUCUCCCAGGCGUGAGCAGCAUCCUCAUACCAGCAUACUCCCUUCUCGAUGAGAUCAAUGCUGUGUCCGGAAACGGUAGCGUUGGUCUCAAUGUACAAAACUGCGAGAAAAUGUGGGCUCGUCCGCCGAAUUGGAUACUCGUCGACUACUACAACUAUGGCAACUUUAAUGGCUCUGUCUUCCAGGUUGCUGCGACGGCCAACAACGUCACGUACAACGAGCAGUCGUGCUGUGGAACAGAAGGUACUAGCACGGCGCAUAUUCUGAGAAGCCAAAGGCUUUCCAUAGCUUCAUUGUUUGUUGGCGCUUAUCUGUUGUGGUGA
Molecule: messenger RNA, 1872 nt
Organism: Alternaria novae-zelandiae
Lineage: Eukaryota; Fungi; Ascomycota; Dothideomycetes; Pleosporales; Pleosporaceae
Exons: 4
Coding region: 1-1872 (623 amino acids)
Biological process (GO): lipid metabolic process
Molecular function (GO): phosphoric diester hydrolase activity
Source: RefSeq, a predicted model, not a curated record